Messenger RNA from Thermochaetoides thermophila DSM 1495, 8367 nucleotides. RefSeq lists its product as uncharacterized. The transcript has 4 exons. The coding region runs from base 1 to 8367 and encodes 2788 amino acids. Gene Ontology annotation, molecular function: protein binding. The record is from RefSeq and is a predicted model, not a curated record. Lineage: Eukaryota; Fungi; Ascomycota; Sordariomycetes; Sordariales; Chaetomiaceae.
AUGACCAAUCCUACCAGAUAUCCCAGCCAUCUAUUCGAGUAUGUAUGGCCCUGUGGACACCACGAAAAUGUUUCGAUCGAAGAAGCGCCCGGCAUGACGUUGGUACGUGGGCAACUGACACUGCCGGUGGCCAAACAACCGGAAGACUUCACGGAGGAGGAGCGGAUAGGGAUCCCGGGACGCCGCAAGUGCUGCCAGUGCUGGGCGACAUGCAGCCUGUUCAAGCGGCUUGAUGCAUGCGAGGAGUGCGAGCAUCUUUUCAAUGGGUGCUCUACAUGCAUGAUUGUGGAUUCUUCGGGAUGUCGGGAGAUUGCCACAGUCGAGGGUCGUGUCGUCGGCGAAUUUGAUCAGACUCCUGAGUUUUGGCGGUGCAAUGAGUGCGAGAAUCUCAACAGCUUUGGGAACGAAGGACCUUUUAAUGGGUUCAUUGCUCCAAAGUUUGCUGAUUAUUUGGACGAGACCCGAUGCCAGAACUGUCAGGCCCGGUUCAGUGAGGAUCACUGGGUUAUCAGUCCGUUUUGGAUAUACCUAGGGACUUGGAACGGGAGGGUGGUGGCAAAGGGAGGCCCGUGGUAUUGGAGCCUCGAGUGGCAUCGCAACUUUGCGCCCGCGGACCACUCUAAGGAGAACUGUUACUCGACAAGGAAGAACGGGAGGAAGAGGAGAGAGAACCCAUGCAUUGCGAAAGAAGAGUUAUCCAAACCACAUGUGGAAAAGAAGAGUUUCGUUAUUCCGACACUGGUCGUUCAGACAGACGACAAUGUCUCUCUUCCCCCACUGUCUUCUGGCCUGACGCCGUAUGCUGUAGACGACCACGACAGGCCUGGACCCAAGGAACGGCUGGGUCCUCCCUCUUUUGAAGGCCACAUGCUAACUAUUGAUAAUCAGACUUCUAACUCUGCAGUUUUUACCAUCGCGGAUUACCAAGAUGAAGACCCCGAAGGACAAAGCAUUUACGGCCAGGAAAAAGAUCGGCUUCAAAUUCCAGAAGAUGACCAUCAGACCGUUGAUAUUGGCUCGUAUUAUGAUGCACCUAGCGUGUAUGACCAGCAAUCCGAAGAAAGAGACUGCAAAGAGGGAGACGGCUCUGGAGAGGAGUGGUUUGUUGACCACACUCAAUAUACAGUGGUGCAUAACACCUACGCUGUCCUCGCCACAGACGCAGCAGCUCCUUUCAAUCCCCCUGGUAUGACCCAUGACAUGUUGUGGGAUGAGAGAGAUGAGGAUGACGAUGUCCCAUUCUCAAGGAAAACCAAUUGCGAGGAAAGUGCUGAGAAAAGUGAAGCCGAGAUUGAGGCUACCUUACCAGAGGGCCAAGGCCAAGAAUUAAACCCUGCUGCAAUCCUGGAAGAAGAGUUUUUCGAUGCUCAGCUAGGUGAGAAAGAUGCGGAUGAGUGCCUAGAAGAAAUCAAUCCUGAUGGCUGCGGCACCGAACGGAACAUUCACGAAGAACAAUUUAAUGAAGAAGUCGAGAGGGACAUGGAACAAGAUGAAGGACUGACUGGAGAUCCCGGUGAUAUGUUCGAUGAUGGGGAAGGCGAAGAGGAAAUUGUCCUUGAAAAUGAAGGGUUCAUCAAUAAUGACCAAAUCGCGGAUUACAAUCCCGGGGAGAACGCCUGUAAUGGCAACCCUGCCGAAGAGGGUGUCAUCGAACUGGAACCGCUUUAUGAAAUGCAAUCUGACGAUCCGAUUGGGGAGACCCUGCCAGAAGGGGAGAAGAACCUACUCGAGGGGGAGGAAAGUCCUGAUGUGGAAGUUGAACCAUUGAUGAACGAGCUCGCGGAACAAAUUGAGGAACUUCUUCAGCCAGAACUUGCUGAGGAUGAGUUACUCGAACAUGAAGACGUGGACCGUGGCGUUGACUCUGCACAGGUGGAGGAACAAGACUUGUCGGAGAACGGAGAACUGAUGGAAGAUGGCCUGCUUCUGGAGGAAGAGGUUUUUGAUGAAGGCUCUCCUGGAGAAAGGGGGAUCCUUGACGAAGAGUUGCCUCGGGAAGAAGAAAUCUUCGGCGAAGUUCCUACAGGACAAGGCGAGUUCGUUGGUCAGGAGGUGAUUGAAGAGGAGGGCGAGGUCAUAGAUGACGCUCCUCUCGAAGAAAAUGAAGGUGUUGGGGAAGAGUUACCCCAGGAUGAACAGGUCCUCGACGCUGCCUCCCCUGAAGAGGGAGAGAUCGUGGAUGAGGAAGCUCCCCGGGAGGAGCAGGUCCCUGGUGAUGAUAACUUUGACGGAGAGGAAAUUAUUGGUGAGGAGGUCUCUCAAGAGAGAGGGCUGACUGGAGAGGAGUUCCCUCAGGAAGACUUCUUGGAGGAGGGUGUUCCAGAAGAAGGUAGCCCCAGGGAAGUUGAGUAUCUUGACGAAAAUGACGUUCCAGCAGACAUUUUCCCGGACGAUGGGUUUGCCGAAGAAAGGAAAAUGAGAGAAGAGCCUCUCCUAGAAGAGGAACAGAUUGUCGACCGCGAUCUUCCAGAGGAGGGGAAUGUUACUAAUAUGGAUGAAAUAUGGGAUAGAAACAUGGGCCAUCUGGCUGCCAGACCGGAAGAAGGCAUCAUCCAGGCAGAACCAGCCUUAGUAGAGCAAGAUGGACUAGAGCCUUACAAACCUCUCGAAGACGAUGCUGUGGUCGAUAAUACCUCUUCCCCGCAAAACGAAACGUGGUUGGAAUGCAAACCUCUUCCUGAUACCCGGGUCCUUGAGGAGGACGUUUUCACGCUCUGUGAACCAAACAUGGAAGGUGAAGGAUCAAACGGCUGCGACCCUCCGGUGGACAAUGAGACGCAUCGAGAAGGCGAAUUGAUGGGAAGAUUGGAUGAUGAGUUUAUAGCAGAGGACGAAAUUGCGUCGGACGAGGAACGUGCUCACCAUGACGAAGCUCCCCUAGAGGGUGGUACUUCACAUGUGGAUGAAGCCAUAUCUGAGGGAGAAAGUAGUUUUCCUGUCGAUGCACGAGCUGGACCACAGGGCGACGUUCCACCUAAGCUGGAAGAAUCCACCCAAGAGGUCGCUUCUCCUGCAAAUGAAGCUAGCCCAAACGCUCUAACUGCGCCAGGUUUCGAGGAGGAUGUUGAAUUAGAAGGAGAGUCUGCUGCCAAAGACAGCCCAGAAGAAGUUUGCCCCACUAAUCGAGCCGAACAAAGCGCUGAGGAUGAGGGCAAGCCAAAGCCGGAAGCUUCUCUUCCCGGUGACAAUGAUAUCAAUGAGGCUGGCCCCUCUUAUGAAGAUGAGGCUCCGAACGAGAACGAAGGCAUCCAGGGAAGAGAAUCUCCGGUAGUUACUGACCCCGAAUUCGACAAUUUCUACACAGAAUUUUCUGAGGGUCGGGGUUCCGAAGGAGAGUUUCCACACAGCCAGCGUAGAGGUGCUGAGCCUAAUGAGGAAUACAAAACGGAUGAUCUCAUCGAUGGUCACACUGAGGAGGAGACGGGUGGGGUAGUUGACUUCGAGCAGGCCAGAGCAGACUCUUUGCAAACUGCAGACGAGCAGUUCGAAAAGGCCGAGAAUUGUGAUGACCAAUCGUUGCCUUCCGACGACGCAGUUCGCAUCGAUGACUUAGCGCAACAGGACUUGCCUUCGUGUGACGAAGACACAUCUAUUGACUCGAUGCCCGGAGAUUUCGAGCUUUUCGUUGAAGAGCCCGGAUCUCUUGAUAGAUGGCCAGAGCAGCGGAAAAGAAUGGUCAAGGAACAGUUCAAGUGUAUCCAGCCCAUUGAGAAGGAGGAACCACCAACUGACGAUCCACCUGCGGAGGAAGUGGCCGAUGUCGAACAAAAGCCUCAUCCAUCAAUGGACGCUGAUUUCGACGAUCCCGUUGCGGAGAAUCCUCCUUUCAAUCAAAGCCUCAUUCUGAGUGAAGGGCCAAAUCUAUGUUGGCCAGAUCAGGGAUCUCCUAUUCCAGAGGAGCGCCCAAACCAACUGGAAGGUUCUGAUGGCCUAGCCUUGGCAGAUCAUGGAUCGGAAGGUUUCUUUUAUAAACAUGCCGAAGGUGAGGAAGCCUUUGAUGACGAACCUGAACUCAUGUGCCCUUCGGAUGAUGGUGCUUCUGGCAGAGUAGGGCGGCGGGAGGAAGCUUCGUUGGACGAGUCGUACGAAGAAGAAGCAAACGCCAGAAUGGAAUCUCCAAGUCAAGGGCUCCGAGAAGAUCCUCCUGACGAACACUCCUCCAGCUGCGAUGGAUACGUUCCACCUUCACCAACUGGGGUUGCCGAAACGGCUUUGGAGGCUCCAGACGUUGGUGAAGUGGGUAUCUGCGAAGAGAUUGCUCCAGAUAACGUGCCAUUGGAGGAGAACUUCGACAGAGAAUCUCACCUAAACAACCCUCUUAAUGAGAGUGGCAACGAAUAUCUUCCAUAUGAUGAGAUAGCAGGUUCUGGCGAUAAACUUCCCCCACUGCUAAAAGAUCGGCCGAGGGAAUGGUGUCUAAGGAGGCAAAGUGAACAACAGUCUAAGGAACCUCUUUUAAUGGAGCGAUUUGAAGAAGGUUCAACAACUUCAGAGGAAUACCACGACGGCGAUAGUGAUCAUGGACCUUUGGAACUGGGUCUUCUAGCCGACGAACGUUCCAAUUGGGAGCCUGAGAGCAGCCUUGACAAUGACAGAGGGUCGGAAGAGCGCCCUGUUACACCGCAAUCUCUGACCCCUCAGGUACCUGCUAACGAGGAUGAAUCUCGGCUUGAAGAUGAGCCUUUCGAAGAUAACCACCUAGAUGACCGUCAGCCAACAGAUUUCGAGAAGAACUUCUUUAAUGGCAGACGACACUCGACCUUCGGCGAGAACGAUGAGCAAUCAGGCUCUGAAAACUCCCUUAGUAAACUCUCUGUCAAUGAGCUCGACUCUGCCCAAUAUAGCUAUCCCGAGGACUCUCAGCUACAUCAGGAUCAACAGAACUGGAUUGGACAAAAAAGGGGACGGUUCAACACCAAGACUGCGGACAGCCCAACUGAUCCCCAUACCUACCAGGGCCUCUUCCAUCCUCAUCCUGGUGUAAGAGUGUCUGAGAUGCAGUUCGACACGCAAUCACCGUCUGGACGAUCAUUUGAUCACGACGACCAGUCCGACGUGGAUCACGAAGGAGAGAACCGACAGGAUGUGCAAGCAGAGGAUGAUGCUUCCGAUGCGGGCGGGGAUACAUUGCCAGAAUUCCCCACUCCACAACACUGCAGAUUGUCCCGAGAUAAUCAAAUCCCCUCACCUGCGCCACUGAGUACAAAAGAGCCCAGGUUAUAUCACCCACGUUACGAGAGGGCUCAUGAUAAGUAUUAUGAUCCAGACGACAUACGUUCCGAUCUUCCAGAGACCCCGUGCCACCAUGAUGUCUGGCCAGAUGCAGCGGUGCCGUACCCACGUCAUCAACCUCACGUUGAAGAGCAGCCAAAACCAAGGCACAAUAACGAGGUCAAAGACAACAGGUACUCGUGGUUGCUCCCACUUAUGGCAAUAGCCACAUUGGGAUGGGGCAUGGGGAAUUUGGAGCAGCAGUACCGCGUAGGAGUUCGAAAAGAGCCGAGGUGCAGCAUCAGAGCACUUGUCUCUGAACUCUUGGGAGGAAAGAAAAGGAAAGGUAACGUCAAUACGGUGCUCUCUUGCGUGCAAAUGGACGAAACUAUCGCCAGAGAGACCAAGGCGCAGACACAAAAAGUAAGAACAUGCUUAUCAGGGUCGCGACAAGGGUUGAGCAAUGGCCUAUUGCUCCGUAAUGAUGACAAAAGAAGACGAGGCUUCUGGUCAAUCCUCCCUGGCAGGAAGAAGGUCAAACAAUCUGAUCUCGAAGCGCAAACUCAUCCGCUGAUAGGCGAGCAGCUCGCUCCAAAUAAUGAGACGCCUCAAUACUUGUCUCCGGUCAACCAUACUCCCACUUGGGACCAAUCUCAUGGUUUCCCUAAUGAGCCGUUGGGUAAUGGGCGAACAAAACGCGAUCCCGUGGGUGUAGUAAGCUCACAAGAAGAGGCCACAGAUGGUACUUGCUUUGACAGGUCCAGACGGAGGAAGAAAGCCGAACAGGGAGGAUUUUUAGCACGCCUGUUUGGGUGUCCGAGAAAGUCUCGCGAUCCGAUUGAUGAUCUCGGGUCGGCUGAGGAUAAGUCGAUCGUGGAGCAAUUCCCCGAUGUUGAGAUCGACAACAAGACAAGUGGUGCUGAUAGACGGGGAUUCUUCGCCAGAUUAUUCGGUUGGAAGUCCAGAGUGCAAAAUUCCGACGAGCCUCUGAUGAAAAAUGAUGGUUGCAACGAAAGAACAACCGGUAACAGUGAUUUACUCAACCGUGAGUGUGAAUCACAUCCAAAGAAGGGCUUCUUCGCGCGGCUGUUCUACCUUCGUCGAACAUCCAGACGAACCCCAGUCAGCGAAGACAUUGAGCUGGGGAAUAUAGCUAGCAGUCAUUCAGAUUUGCCCCGUCCAGGGCGCGUCAAGACUGGCAGUCCGCAACUGGUGCAACGGAAAGACUCUCGCCAGUCUACCAUCGCGACACUCGUAGACGAGUAUAACGCUGAGCAGCGCCGGAGACAGUUGCUGCAGGAAGAGAGCCUCGGGAAGCACAAAGACAAGAACACGAGUGCCAAGAGCAGUAGGGGUAAGCGUACGGUUAAGGGGAAAGCACAAGAGGACAAGAGGAGGAGUAAAAUCAAGGGUGCGCAAGUCUUGGAGAAUAACUUGCCAAAGCCUAAGCCAGCCAGAAGGGAAACGGGAAAGAGAGUAAGCUCGCCAGGAACUGAGGCGGAGAGUGGUGACAACGCUGCCAAUAAGUAUCGAGAGGCUUUCCAUGGAUCCAUCAUUGUACGGACUCCAAAUGCGGGGGGCAAGGACACCUGUUCGACGGUCCCGAGAGAUGCCAAGGCCAAGACCCAAGACCAAACACAGCCUUACGAUCCGCCUGAGAGAGACACAGCCACAGUCAGCAACCAAUACCAAGCUUUUAAAGCCAUGUUACAUAUUGUUGCUGCGACAUCAAGCACAUUCAGACGUGUCCUGCCCGGCCUGGUACCCAGUUACCGCGCCUCGAACCGACAUGUCGCUUCGUCGUCGCUGAGACCAGGUGGAGGGUCCUCCCAUACCAAUUCGAUGGCCGACCUCCCACCACGCUUCCUCACCGACCUUGAGGACUCUCUCCUCACCCCCUCCCAAGUCUCCUUCAUCUCCCGCUCCUCCAGCCGACAAGAUGUCGAAGUAGCUUCCACCAAUGGCAGCACACGAAGAUGGGACGACCCGCCCGAGCAAGAACCCGUCUCCCCCACGGACUUCGUUCAGUCCAUCGUGAUCCGUUUCAUCAUGCGCAUCUCGCGUGCCCCCCUCGCUACCGUUUUUGCUGCUGAAAUCACUCACGUCACCUUCACCCCGCUCGACACCCACAUCACCACGGUCGUGCAAAAGUCCUCUCUCCAAAAGCUGAUCACUCCCGCGGGACCCAUGACCCUCGCCACGUUCCAUGCGGAUUCCGGCGCCCGUCUUCCGAAUCCGGUGAUUGCUUAUCGCAACUGGGGCGACGACCAGGUUAGCGUGAAUGGCGCCCCGGCUUUCAUGCCGCUGUCGGCUGCGGGCGCCAGCCUGAUUGUUGCGUGCGCGUUUUAUAUGAUUGAGCCGCAUAUGGAGAGAACCGGGCUCGGCAGGCUACCGCCGUUGUGUCCGUGGGUCGAGGUGUUUGACCUGACAGAGGGGAAGAGGGAGAGGUUGGUGAAGUGGGCUGAGGCACCGAUUCGUGCGCCGCUGGCGUGGUGUGGCGAUGGGAGGUACCUUGCGGGCGUGUCGGUGCGGGACCCAAGACGAGUAGUGGUCACUAGCAUUUCGUUUCGUGCUGGGGCUUCGGGAAAGAGGAAGGAUUUGGGGACUGGGAAGAUUGAGUUUAUGUUCAGUCGACAUGAUGAUGAGGUACUGCAUUUAGCGUGGUUGCCAAUCGGGGCCAAGGGGGACGGGAGAUGGAUGGCGGCGGGGACGAAGGCGCUGGUUACGGUUGGGAAAGAUGGGUUUGUCAGGAUCACGGAUGCUCUAACGGGAAAGACGCUCAAGAAGCUCGAAGUUGGUGCCAGGUCGCCGCCAAGCAUGCUGCAAGUUUCACCUGCGGGCGAUAUGGUUGUUACAGUGUGGGGAAGGGACGUGAUUCUGUGGUAUCUGGAUGAGAACAGGGUACAUCGGCACAGCUUGAACGACACCCGGUUAACCGAGGGCUGGCCGCUGUGUAUCUCGCCCGACUGCAGAUACCUUGCAUGCCAGACAGAGGACGGCUUCGAUAUCUGCGAUCUGGAGACGGGCAAGUUCAGGGGUGAGUACGCGCGCAGGGAUUUGCCCCAGGUGACAGCUGCCGCUUUUGAUAACUCAGGAACUCGGAUUGUCGUGGCCACGUUGUCAGGAUCGGUGGAGUUCUUCCGGUUGGUCUCAUGA